ACACUACGUCACGAGCUGUAUUUUAACCGAGCCCCUGCAUUUUUCACAAGCAGCAUGAUUGAGCGUAAGAUCGCAACAACGAGUGUGUUUUAUUGUUCGCUGCUCUUGGGAAAAAAACAGACUUUAAGCAACGUUCAUAAGUUUUGGUCACUCACUCGCGUUAAAAAUACGCCGCAUUUUCUGGACUAUUCUUUAUCAUCUUUGAGCCAUGGAACAAAGAAGAGGCAAAGCAUGGAGGGAGCGACGAUGUUGGUUUGCCUUCCUAGUUGUUCUGGAUGUUUUGUGGAGCGGAGCUUUUGCGCAGAUCAGAUAUUCCAUAUCUGAGGAGGUUCAAGAGGGAACCGUCGUGGGGAAUAUCGCGAAGGAUUUGGGACUAGAUAAGAGCGCACUCAAAGAGAGAGGAUACCGCAUUGUAACCGGCUCCACCGAACCCCUGUUCCAGGUGAAUCAAAACGAUGGCGUCCUGUAUCUAAAAAGGAGAAUAGACCGGGAGGAGGUGUGCGAACGGAGCAGUCCGUGCUUAAUCAACCUGAAAACUGUGCUAGAAAACCCACUGGAGAUUCACUACGUGGCGGUGGAAAUACUUGAUAUCAAUGAUCACUCGCCUGUUUUCCCCGAGAAAGAGAAACGACUGGAAAUUUCAGAGUCGGCUCUGCCUGGAGCGAGAUUUCAGCUGCAGGCUGCCCGAGACCCCGACGUAGGCCAGUUCUCCAUUCAGCAGUAUAAACUCAGCCACAACGAGCAUUUUAGAGUAGAAGUCAAAGACCGAGGUGAAGAUCGUAAAGUACCGUUUCUAAUUCUGCAGAAGCAGUUAGACAGAGAAACGGCUGGAAAGCACAAGCUGCGUCUGACAGCCGUUGAUGGAGGCAAACCGCCCAAGUCCGGUGACAUAAAUAUAAUUGUGGAUGUACUUGAUGUUAAUGACAACUCCCCAGCGUUCACCAAAGAGCUGUAUUCUGUCACACUGAAGGAAAACAUUCCCGUUAGCACCAUAGUGAUUCAGGUAAACGCAACAGAUUUGGACCAAGGCACGAACGGCGAAAUAAUAUACUCAUUCGGUAACGAAGUUGAUACUAAAGUGAUGGAGCUGUUUAGUAUAGAUGAAAAUACUGGAGAAAUUAAAGUAACAGGUCAUAUAGAUUUCGAGAAAAGUAGGAAUUAUGAAAUUGACAUUAAAGCAUCUGAUAAAGGGACGGCCCCCCUGACAACCGACAAAAGUGUUAUGAUAACUGUUCUUGAUGUUAAUGACAACGCACCUGAGAUAGAAGUGACAUCAUUUUCUAGCUCUAUCAAGGAAGAUUCAAAGAUAGGUACUACAGUGGCUCUCAUCAGCGUCAGUGAUUCAGACUCUGGAAUCAAUGGUAAAGUCAUCUGCACUAUCAAACAAGAAGUCCCUUUUACUUUAGCUCCAUCAUUACAAGAAAAUAUGUUUGCUGUUGUCACCAGGUCGCAUUUGGACAGGGAAAUGGUUUCUCAAUAUGAUGUCACAAUUGUUGCCAAAGAUACAGGUGAGCCUUCGUUUUUAACUGAAAAGACGAUAAGCGUGGUUGUAUCAGAUGUAAAUGACAACAGUCCGGAGUUUUCAUCAAGUCCCUACACAUUUUAUAUCACGGAGAAUAACAGCCCCGGAGCGUCGGUAUUUUCAGUAAAAGCCUCUGAUCGUGAUGAAGGUGAUAAUGCUCUCAUUUCCUACCAUAUUCUGAGAGAUGUGAGCGGAGAUAACAAAUGGACGUCGUUUUUAAACGUAAACUCUGAAAACGGGGACAUUUUGGCACUGAAAAGUUUUGACUUUGAAACGCUGAAAACUUUCCAGUUCCAAGUUGUUGCCACAGAUUCUGGAGCUCCGUCUCUCAGCACCAACGUCACAGUCAACGUGUUCAUUCUGGAUCAGAACGACAACGCUCCAGUCAUCCUGUAUCCACUCAGCUCCAACGGAUCUGCUGAAGGUGUGGAGGAGAUUCCCAGAAAUGUCAACGCAGGACACUUGGUCACCAAAGUCAGAGCCUAUGACGCUGAUAUAGGAUAUAACGGCUGGCUGCUCUUCUCACUGCAGGAACUCACUGACCACAGUCUCUUUGCUUUGGACCGAUAUACAGGACAGAUCAGAACACUCCGCUCAUUCACAGAGACAGACGAGGCUGAACACAAACUGGUCAUAUUGGUCAAAGACAAUGGAAACGUUUCACUCUCAGCAACAGCUACUGUCAUUGUCAAACUUGUGGAGCCCAAAGAGGCUUUUGCAGCGUCUGAUGUCAAAAGUGCAGCAAAAGUUGAUGAAGAUGACAAUGUGACAUUUUAUCUGAUGAUAACUUUGGGAUCAGUUUCUGUGCUUUUUCUCAUCAGCAUCAUCGUUCUGAUUGCAAUGCAGUGCUCCAAAUCCACAGACUAUACUUCCAAAUAUCUGCAAGAGACUAAUUAUGAUGGGACACUGUGUCACAGCAUCCAGUACAGAUCUGGAGACAAACGCUACAUGUUAGUUGGACCCAGAAUGAGUAUAGGAUCUACUAUAGUUCCUGGCAGCCAUGCAAAUACUCUUGUACUACCUGACAGGAGGAGGGCAUCUGAAGAGGUAAGGGACUUUAAAUUGGAAAAUUUGCAGAAAUUAACUGAUUCUACUGUUUACCUAUGAAACUUACCAAAAACG
This is a messenger RNA of Acanthochromis polyacanthus (spiny chromis), 2644 nucleotides long. Its product is annotated as protocadherin alpha-3-like. Lineage: Eukaryota; Metazoa; Chordata; Actinopteri; Pomacentridae. Gene Ontology annotation, cellular component: plasma membrane. The record is from RefSeq and is a predicted model, not a curated record. The coding region runs from base 209 to 2629 and encodes 806 amino acids. The transcript has a single exon. Gene Ontology annotation, molecular function: calcium ion binding. Gene Ontology annotation, biological process: homophilic cell-cell adhesion.